CUUCGAAAGCAGCACCGAUCCUGACCCUCCAUUGCCGAUGGCCCGCCGUCAUCUCCGCCGUCCAUGUUCUCCUCGGCGCUUCCUGAAUCAUUUCCAUUUAAAGAAGGAGGGGGGACGCGAAAAGGGAGGAGGAAUUCCGCCGAAAAUCGGAUUCGGACCGGGUCGAUCAUGGACAUCCGAGGACCGAUCCGGUUCCGCAGCUCCGACUCCUCCUCCUCCUCCUCCGCGCACCACCGCUUCCUCGGCAGCUUCUCCCCCCUAAACCCUAGCCCCCCCUCCUCCAGCAACGCCGCCGCCGCCGACGACGACGACGCUGACGACGACGGCGACCUCUGCGAGGACGACAUCUUCUCCGCCGUCGACUUCUCCGUGGCCGCCGAACACCGCGGCGGCAACGGCCUCAGCGGCCAGGUUCCCGCCGCCUCGUCUCCUCGCCGCCGCGAUCGCCACCUCGGCCGGCACGGGAACUCCGGCUUCGGCCCGCCGGAUGGCUUCGGCAUACUCGCGGCGCUCCCCGAGCGCGAGGCUAGCUCCGUCCUCGCACGCAAGGCCUCGGUCUCUCCUUCCUCGUCUCUCUCGGCGGCGGCGGCGGCCGUUUCGUCCUCGCGGAUGAUCCCUGCGAUCCCGCGGCCCCCGCAGGACAGAUUUCCGCGGGCUCAUUUUUCGUCGGCGGAGCAGUACCACCAAUCGGCGCCGGUGAACGUGCCUGUGCUGAUGGCGAGGAGGCAACGCGAGUUCGUCGAAGUCGAGGACGAGAAUGGCGAUGGCGAUGACGAGAAGGAUUUCGAUGGGGAGGAGAUGUUGCCGCCGCACGAGAUAGUGGCGAGGCGAUUGUCCCGUUCGCAGAGCGUCGCGUGCUCGGUGCUCGAAGGCGCCGGGCGGACGCUGAAGGGGAGGGAUCUGCAUCGGGUCCGCAAUACGGUGUGGCGGCAAACAGGUUUUCUAGAUUGAGAACGCUUCUGUAACUGAGCUGACGGAAUAUUGUGAUGUCUGGUAUAUUAGAAUUUGGCAUUCAUAAUAUAUGAUUUUAGGUUAGUAAUAGGGACGUAUUCUUCUAUUAUUAUGUUGAAAUCGUGCCCCGUUCUGGCUCUUUUACUUCUCUAUUCCAACUGCUGUGAAAAUUUGCACGGGUUAGAUGAUUAUUAUAAAGUUGUGAUUCUUUGAAAA
Messenger RNA from Syzygium oleosum, 1167 nucleotides. Its product is annotated as protein S40-7-like. Lineage: Eukaryota; Viridiplantae; Streptophyta; Magnoliopsida; Myrtales; Myrtaceae. The record is from RefSeq and is a predicted model, not a curated record. The coding region runs from base 64 to 951 and encodes 295 amino acids. The transcript has a single exon.